Molecule: messenger RNA, 5809 nt
Organism: Cyprinodon variegatus (sheepshead minnow)
Lineage: Eukaryota; Metazoa; Chordata; Actinopteri; Cyprinodontiformes; Cyprinodontidae
Gene: f5
Product: coagulation factor V (proaccelerin, labile factor)
Exons: 23
Coding region: 155-5512 (1785 amino acids)
Molecular function (GO): oxidoreductase activity; copper ion binding
Source: RefSeq, a predicted model, not a curated record
UAAUGUUUGGAAACAGACGGGUGCAUGAGUGUGUCCCAGUGUGUGUGUGUGUGUCAGUGACAGAUAAAAACACAGAGCCCUGCCUCUCUGACAGAUCACAGCCAAACAGACUUGUGGCACGGAGCGGCUUUCACCUGGAGGAUCCAUCCCAGACAUGAAGCUGUGUCUUUGGCCUGGAGCCGUCCUGCAUGUCCUGCUUCUACUGGCAGCACUGAGUGUGGAAGCGGAGCAGCUGGGAUCCAGAGAGAGACACUACUAUAUCGCUGCUGUAGAGAUAGACUGGAACUAUUCUGGCAAUGACACCAACAGAAGAGAUUCCACCUACAAGAAAGUGGUUUUUAGAGAAUAUGAGAAAGACUUCCGGCAGGCUAAAGCUCAUCCCUCCUGGUUAGGUCUGCUGGGCCCCACGCUGAGGGCCGAGGUGGGCGAGACCAUCGUGGUCACUUUCAGAAACAUGGCAAACGGAGCGUACAGCAUCCACCCACACGGGGUGACUUACGGGAAGCGGUCAGAGGGAGCUAACUACUUUGACAACACGUCACAGAGAGAGAAAGAGGACGACAUCGUGCAACCUAACAGGGAACAUGUUUACUACUGGGAGGUGACUCAGGAAGUGUCCCCGCUGCCCGAUGAUCCCAACUGUCUCACCUACACCUACAUCUCCCACCGAAACGUGGUGCAGGACUACAACUCUGGCCUUAUUGGUGCCUUGCUCAUCUGUAAACCUGGCACCUUGGAUGAGCUGGGGGAGCAGGCUGGCCUUCACAGGGAGUUUGUUCUUCUCUUUGGAGUCUUUGAUGAGAAAGAAAGUUUGUUCAGCCCAAACGGACAUUCUCCAGAUGACCACGUCAAAUACACCAUCAACGGAUACACAGAGGGAGCCUUACCUGGUCAAGACUUCAAGCUCCAGAACAUCAGACAUUCAGCAAACUGUAUUGGAGAAAAGUACAAGAAGGUGGUGUACACGCUCUACAAAAAUGAAUCAUUCACUGAAAAGUCAGAAAAUAAGCAACGGAGGACUGAGCUGGGCAUCCUGGGUCCGGUUAUCAGAGCGCAGAUCAGAGAUGUGAUCACGAUUGUUUUUAAGAAUUUGGCCUCAAGGCCUUAUAGUAUCUACCCACAUGGCCUGACUGUGGAAAAGUCAGAGGAGGGAGUGAACUAUCCAGAGGGAGGAAACCAAUCUCACGCCGUUCAGCCUGGUGAAACACGCACCUACGUGUGGAAAGUACUCGAGGAGAAUGAACCGUUGGAAGCCGAUCCUCGAUGUCUGACACGGAUGUACCACAGUGCUGUGGACGCACCGCGGGACAUCUCAUCAGGACUGAUAGGACCCAUCCUUAUCUGCAAGAGUCAGUCUCUGGAUGUCAGGAAUGUACAGCUGAGAGCAGACAAGGAACAGCACGCUGUGUUUUCCGUGUUUGAUGAAAACAAGAGCUGGUAUCUGGAAGACAACAUUCAGCAUUAUUGCGAUCGAUCCAAAGUCAACAAAGCCGACCCAGACUUUUACAAGUCCAACGUUAUGCACACAAUAAAUGGUUAUGCCUUUAAGAGUGGCCCUGUUUUGGGCUUUUGCAAUGGCGAGGUGGCAACAUGGCAUGUGUCUAGCAUUGGAGCACAGGACAGCAUUCAGACGGCCACUUUCUAUGGCCAUCCUUUCGAGCUGAAUCAAAGGACAGAGGACUUUCUCAGCCUCUAUCCAAUGACUGGUGAGACCAUCAAAAUUACAAUGGACAACAUAGGUGUCUGGCUUUUGGCUUCAUUGAAUGAGCAAGAAAUAACAAAAGGAAUGGGUGUGAAGUUUCAAGAUGUUGAAUGCUAUCGGGAUCUUGAAUAUGAUUUUCCAGACAAAGAUGCAGACUUCGAUAAUGCAUUUAAUGGAUGGAAGCUUCCCAGUUAUGAUGAAAUUAAAAAGGAGGAAAAAUCUAAACCUCAACCUAUGAAACCACUGGAGAUAGAUCCCAUGACAGAAAUGUUUGCAGAGGAGUUGGGCCUGCGCUCGCUGAGGAACCAGUCCGGUAACUCGGAUGUGGAGAUAUUAGAUUUAAGCUUUUUGGACUAUGAUGCAGUUGAUGUUCCUCCUGUGAACAAGCAUACUAUUACAGAUCUGAAGGCAAAAAAUAAUGAAACUGAAUCCUUUUCAAAUCAGAGCGCAAUAAAUCAUACCAAACCAAAAGAGGUAGAUGAUCAAAAUAUUGCAGAACCGUACUUGCAGAACAACAGCAUCAGUACGAAUACAACACAUGCCAAGCAAAAUUUGACUCAAUCAUUCACCGACUACAGCUCAACUGUUUCAUUUCACCAAGGUGUUUUACAGAGCAACAAAAGCACAGCAUCAACAAACAACACUUUCCCUGUAGUUCGACCCAAUCCCAAUAAUAACUCUGCUAAGGAUACUGUCAUAAUGAACUCAACAGUUCUUAAUGCUUCAGGUUCAGCAGUUCUCAAGGACCCAAAAAUUCUAACAGUGGUAACACAAUCUUCAGACAAUCAAUCCACAAUGGUACUAGAGGCUACCAAUAAAACUAUACAAACACAAGACAAUAGUGAACUUACGAAAAUAUUGUCAGGAAAUUUAACUUCAAAGGGUAAAACAAUAGAAUCAAAUCAUGCUGCCAAUAGCAACACGUCUUUGGACAUAUUCCUGCCUAAAGAGUCUGAGGAACAACUCCUCCGGGGUGAUGUGUUCUUCUACAGUGGACCUGUGUCUGAUACCAGCAUUGACCCAACCAGCCAUCCCUCUAAUGCCAACCCAACCGUCAGUCCCUCUGAUGCUGAACCAACCAUCAGUCCCUCUAAUGCCGACCCAACCGACCAUCCUACUAAUGCCGACCCAACCGUCAGUCCCUCUAAUGCCGACCCAACCGUCAGUCCCUCUAAUGCUGACCCAACCGUCAGUCCCUCUAAUGCCGACCCAACCGUCAGUCCCUCUAAUGCUGACCCAACCACCAGUCCCUCUAAUGCCGACCCAACCGGCAGUCUCUCUAAUGCCAACCUAAACAAAAGUCUCUCUAACAUCACUAUACCACAGAAUUUGACAAGUGUGGAUGACCAUAACACAACGACAAAUAAUAGAAAUGCAACAGCUGUUGAAACAAACCAAUCAUUGUCCCGCCAAGUAAUAGAGGCUUCCACGAAAAAAUACUUUGAUAAUAAGGAGCCUCGAACGACCCCACCGCCCAAAAAAUACAAAAAACUGAAUCUCAGAAAAAUACCCAAUAAAGGCGAAGGCAUGAAAACAAGGAGGAGGAAGGAAUACAAACCUCAGGCCAGAAGUGGUUUACCUUUUUCCCCCCGAGGAUUUCAUCCAGGGCUGAGCCCCAGAGGGGCACGGCCCAAUGUACCACAGCCUGUUACAAAUGAGGAGCUAUUGAUUAACACGCCUGUGGUUAUUGGUGUACCGCGACCUGAUUUCAGUGACUAUCAGCUCUAUGUUCCUGGAGAUGAACCAGAUCACCUUGAGAUUGAUGAACAAGAUGUAACAGAAAACGAGUACGAGUAUGUGAUGUAUAAAGACCCCUACAGUAGUCAAGAGGACUUCACGAAUCUAAACUUGGAUGAAACUACUAAAUAUUACUCAAAAUUAUCAGGUCCUGAGGUUAGGACAUAUUUCAUUGCUGCAGAGGAGGUCAAAUGGGACUAUGCUGGCUACGGAAAAAGGAGGAGAGAAAAGUCCAGAGAAGACGAACGAGAGACCAAAUUCACCAAGGUGGUUUUCCGAGGUUACCUGGAUAGUAGCUUCACCACUCUAGACCGCCGCGGGGAGAUGAAUGAACAUCUGGGCAUCCUUGGGCCCAUUAUCAAGGCAGAGGUUGGACAAAGCAUUAUGGUAGUGUUUAAAAAUAAGGCAGACCGGCCUUACUCUUUGCACCCUAAUGGGGUUUCUUAUACGAAGCAGUUUGAGGGUCUGUCCUAUGAGGACGGCUCCAAGCACUGGUAUAAAUAUGACAACGAGGUGCAGCCCAAUGCGACCUACACGUACAUAUGGAAAACCAGCGAUAUGGUUGGGCCGGCACCUAACGAGUCUGACUGUCGGACCUGGGCGUACUACUCCGGUGUUAAUCCUGAGAGGGAUAUCCACUCUGGCCUCAUUGGUCCUUUGCUGGUGUGUCGAAAAGGCACUCUAAACAAAACGCCCCUAAACACCCGGGAGUUUGUGCUGCUUUUCAUGACCUUCGAUGAGUCUCAGAGCUGGUACUACGAAAGGAACCGGGAAGUAAUGCUGCGGAAGAAACUAAGAAGAGUAUACUACAGCAAGGAGAAACUCAAGUUCCACUCUAUCAAUGGCAUAAUAUAUAGUCUAAAGGGCCUGAGGAUGUACACCAACCAGCUUGUCAAAUGGCACCUCAUCAACAUGGGUUCCCCUAAAGAUGUCCACAGCGUUUACUUCCACGGGCAGACGUUUACGCAUGUGAAGAGCAGGAGCUCCAGACAGGCUGUGUUCCCCCUGCUGCCCGGGAGCUUUGACACUCUGGAGAUGUAUCCAUCCAAACCUGGUUUGUGGCAGCUGGAGACGGAAGUCAGCUUAUACCAGAAGGAGGGCAUGCAGACGCUCUUUCUGGUUCUAGAUAACGACUGUUGCCAUCCUCUGGGUCUUGAGUCGGGCAGCGUGAAGGAUGACCGGAUCUCAGCAAGCGACACAAGAGGACCCUGGGAACCCCAUCUUGCCAGACUUAAUAACCAAGGGAAGUACAAUGCAUGGAGCACAGAGAAGAAGGGCAACUGGAUUCAGGUGGACUUCGACAGGCCAGUGGUGAUCAGCCAGGUCGCCACACAAGGAGCCAGGGAGUUUUUUCAGUCCCAGUAUGCCACAAAUUUCUCCAUCUCAUACAGCAAUGACGGCCAGAAAUGGUUCUUUUACAAAGGCGACAGCAGAGAUUUCUGCAAGACAUUUCAAGGAAACAAUGACGCCUACGGGAUAAAGAAAAACACCUUCUUUCCUCCUCUGGUCGGACGGUACAUUAGGCUCCACCCUAUCACCUGGGACAACGCAGCAACAAUACGCAUGGAGUUCUAUGGUUGUGAGCUUGAUGGUUGCUCAGUUCCUUUGGGGUUGGAGAGUGGAUUGAUAGAAGAUAGUCGCAUCACAGCCAGCUCCGAGGCAUCCAGCUGGUUCAACGGAGACUGGAAAGCCUCUCUUGCUCGCCUCAACAAACAGGGUGCCGUUAAUGCAUGGAGAGCUAAGGAAAAUGACAUGAACCAGUGGCUCCAAGUGGAACUGCCCAACGUGAAGAAGAUCACAGGCAUCGUAACUCAGGGAGCCAAGUCGAUAGGAAAGGAGAUGUACGUCAUGAAGUAUGCUCUGCAGUACAGCGACAACGGGAUACACUGGACCUACUACACAGAUAUUCGUGAUCUAACUGUAAAGGUGUUUGAUGGAAACACAAACAACGAUGAUCACGUGAAGAACUACAUCUAUCCUCCCAUCUUCUCUCGAUUCAUUCGAAUUGUCCCUAAAAGAUGGUGGAACUCCAUCACCAUGAGAGUUGAGAUUCUAGGCUGCGACUUUGAGUGAUUCUUAAAGGUUUUUAAUGAACUACUUCCCAGAAAUAUUAAUCUUAAUGCAAUAAAACUUUUUAGAAUGGAGGUAAAGAUAUUCAGAGUCCUGCAACGUUAACACACCAUUAAGGUUAUCAUUCUGUCUGGUUACGACCACAAACUUUAUCGUAAUUUGUUUGGAUGUCUUAAGAUGUUCAAAGUACCUCGUUUCUUGUAAUUAAAGUUCUGAGUUUUUAGUUGAGCCAUAUCUCUACAAACUUCUGUUGUGCUGGUGAAGAUUCUCAGUCAUUCAGGUCAGAGUCAUUACAAAAAA